AACAGACUGGCGACGAAGAUGGGAUCCGAAUUCCACUGGGCUACAAGACACCAUUAGCGGCGGUUCCGAAGCGCUGCGAAGAUACAGGCAGGAUGGCGACGUUGGGAAGGUUCGAUCAGUUCAUCGAGGACGGUGACGAAGAUUUUCAGUCCUACGUGGAGCGGUUCGACCACUUCCUGAAGGCCUCCCAGGUGAGCGACGACCUGAAGGUGUCAGUGUUCAUAACGGCAAUAGGAAAGAAGGCCUAUAAAACUCUGAAAACGUUGCUGGAGCCAGAAAAGCCAGAAAACAAGACGUACGCACAGUUAGUACAGACACUGAAAGAGCAGUACGUUCCCAAAACUUCCGUGAUUGCCGAGGGUUUCAAAUUCAAUCGUUGUUUCCAACAAGAUGGGCAAGCGGUGACAGCCUUCGCUGUAGAGCUGAAGCGGUUGGCGACAUCCUGUGAUUUCGGAACGUUUCUGGACGACGCUCUGCGCGACCGGUUUGUGGCAGGACUUUGUGACAAAGAAACACAAGCAGAGCUGCUAAAGACAAGCAAGCUGGCUUUUAAAGAGGCCUGCGAUAUCGCUAGGAGUAUCGAGUUGGCCCGGAAAGAAAGCCAGGAUUUUCAGCCCAAGUCGGCGCAAGGAAUGAUCAGCGCCCUUAACCGCAAAACAGAUAGCGGGAAACGCCCACCACGCUGGAGAGAAGAAACUUCGGGGAUGCCUGCUGGCACCAGGGGGGCGGAACCACUGCACUGUUUCCGAUGCGGCUCAGAGCAUGAGGCAUCUAUCUGCAAAUUUCGCAAGUACCGUUGUCGGGUGUGUAAACGGGUUGGACACUUAGGGAAGAUGUGUAGGGACAGAGGCAGUUAUGGAUGA
Rhipicephalus sanguineus (brown dog tick) is the source of this 863-nucleotide messenger RNA. RefSeq lists its product as uncharacterized. The transcript is spliced from 2 exons. The coding region runs from base 93 to 863 and encodes 256 amino acids. NCBI's taxonomy places the organism in Eukaryota, Metazoa, Arthropoda, Arachnida, Ixodida, Ixodidae. The record is from RefSeq and is a predicted model, not a curated record.